AUGCCAGAAUUUGGUCGAUGUGAUGAUCCAUCAUGUAAUGAAAAAGCUGUUCGUUUAUUCGAUUGUGCUCAUCAUUGUAUGAAAAUGAUUUGUCUUCAACAUUUGAUUGAACAUGAUCGUUUAGUUGAAAAUAAUAAACGACAAUUAGAAAUUGUUCAAUUAGAACUUAAACGUCUUUAUUCAAUUUAUUCAUCAUUAAUUGAUGAAGAUAAAAUUCGCCAUGAAUAUGAACAAAACUUAGAUGAUUAUAAAAAAUUAGUAAAUGAAAUUAAUACGUUAUUAGAAAAUAAUUCAAAUGAUAUUGAACAAUUUCGAUUAAUAAUUGAAAAAUUAAAGCAAACAAUUAACGAAAAACAAAGACAAUCAGGUGGUGAUUCUUUAACUAUUGUUAAAGUUGAACCGAUUGAAGAAAUUUCAUCAUCGACAACGAAUGUAGAAAAAGAUGAAUCUUUAUUUAUUGGCUUCGAUCGAUUACAAAAUUUAAUCAUAGAUACUGAUUAUCACCGACGAAAAACUAUGGAAAGUACUAAUGCAAGGAACCAAUCAGAAAAUACAACAAUUAUUGCCACUGAUGAUGAUAAUUAUAGCAUCAAUACAAAUAUUCAUAUUCAUCGACUUGCUGGUCAAUGUCCACUAUGGGUGAAUGGUGCCUAUGGUCUCAAUCAAGAACAUCAUUUUCAUCGUUUAUGUCGGAAAAAAUGUUUUGCAGAUUUAAGUAGUCAUAUGCGUCAAUAUCAUGGUUUAUUAACACCAAUUGCUAAUGUUAUUGCAAGAGCUGUUUAUUCGAAAAUACCAGUUACAAAACGUUUAAUUCCGAAUGAUCUACAGGUUAUUGAUCCACGACGAAGUUUUUUUUGUCCACUACGUGUUGAAUGUCAAAAUCGAUGUUGGUUAUCACCAUCAUCUCUUAGAACUCAUCUUAUUGAUGUACAUCGUAUGAAUCAAUCGAUGGCAGAAAAUAACAUACGAUCAUUUUAUUAUAUUCAUUACCAUAUUGGUCACUUUAAUACCUUUAUAUUUAUUAAAAGGAUAUGCGAGCUAAGUGGCGUAAGAAACAUGGCUUCUUCUUCAAAUCAAUCACAACAACAACCAAUUAAUUAUUCAGCUGAUGCUCCAACUACAGCAUCUUCAAAUACAAUAACAAAAACUUCAGUAACUUUUGAUGAAGAUUUAUUUCUUUUUUUACCUCGUCUUAGUGAUAUUCUUAAAAGUUUUGAAAAAAAUCCAAGUGAAUUAAAAGUAAAAUUAGAUGAACUUCGAAAACAAUUUGAAUCAUGUCAUGAUAUGAUAUCACGAGUUGAAGGUAUUGAUACAACAAUUGAUGAUCAACGUUCGGAACUUGAAAGACUUGAUAAUGAACUUAAAUCUAAAAGUGAAUUACUUAAAAAACAUAUUCAAAUGUGUAAAUUUGACUUAAAUAUGCCACCAAAAAUACGACGAAUUACAUCGGAAACUGAACAAGAUUUAACAAAUCGAACAUUACAAAAUUCAACGAAUGCAAUGAAUAUUAAUGAUGAUGAUGAUGAUGAUGACGAUGAUCUUUUUCAAUCAGAUGAUAAUACUAAUUUACAACAAGAAACAAAUAAUGAAAGUCUUUCUUCAUUUUUUUCUUAA
Rotaria sordida is the source of this 1614-nucleotide messenger RNA. The record is from the annotation of a GenBank genome assembly. NCBI's taxonomy places the organism in Eukaryota, Metazoa, Rotifera, Eurotatoria, Philodinida, Philodinidae.